AUGUGGCUCAUAUGUCUGGGCCUUUGCCCUGGGUUAUGCAAGCCAGACGACAGUGAAACUAUGCAAAAAUACGCAAAUGAAUCGCUGACGGACGCCGCCAAUUGGUCACAAUUUCUCGAAGAUUAUGUGCUGAGCCAGAGCAGCAGCCAGCGCAUGUCGAAGGAUCUGGCCUAUAUGGGCGGCGAGAUGGGCGGACCCAUUAACUAUCAUUCCUCGGCUUACAAACGGCCUGGCAACAACAUUUACAUUACACGUCGCAUUGGCGAGGCGGUGGAGCUGGAGCCGCAUCUGCGUACGCCGGUAGAAAGCCAAGGUCCGAUUGUCAACCCACAGUUUCGGCCUAUGACAAACCAAAUGUUGCACCAGCAACAACAACAACAACUACAGCAACAGCAGCAACAACAGCAACAGCGCCAGCAACCCGGUUUCUUGCAACAGCUCUUUGGUUUCGGUAAUUCGGAGCCAUCUCCGCCUCAGGCGCACCUGCGUCCAGUGCCGCUGCAGCAGCCGCCGCCGCCGCUGCCACCUCAUUCGCAGCAGCAGCAACAGCAGCAGCAUGGCAGCCCGCCCAACACUUUCCGAGCCGUUUCUGAAAACGAUUUGUAUCUGCUGGGUGCGAUUGAGAAGUUGGUCUAUCGUGUUGAUUAUUUGGAAAGUCGCGUGCGACGAACGGAACAAUUGAUAUAUUAUCUCAUGGCUGGCAACAAUCAGAAGGAAGUGCGUGAUCCCUGCCCAACGAAUUUCACGCGGAUCAGCGACAAUUGCUAUUAUAUCAACAGUCAUCAGCUGGUGAACUGGAAGACGGCAAAUACAGCCUGCAAGGGGCUCUCAGCUCACCUGGCCGAGUUCGAAAAGGUGUCCGAGAACGAAGAGAUUAUGGCCUAUUUACUUAAUCAACCGGCACAUCGAGGCCGUGACUACUGGCUAGGUGGCCUCAAUCCGGGUCUUUUGUGGAUUUGGUCCAAUUCCGCGAAACCCGUCAAUCCGAAUACAAAUCUCACCUCAAUUGCCAUGUCACAGAAAGCUGAAAAUUCUACGGCCUCCAACCUGGUAGACAGCAGCGAGGAAGCAACAGAGGAGAGCGAUAUACUCAACAAUACAGUCCAAAUAGAGGGCAAGGGACGCUGCUUGCGCCUGAGCUACAAUGCGGGCAAACACAGCUAUGUAUACUAUGGUCAGGAGUGCACUUCCAGGCAUUAUUAUAUCUGCGAGCACGAAGACAAGACGCUUGACAAUAAAAUCCAGAAGAUCGCGCGCGACCUGAAGCUUUUUGAUUAAAACAGAUUUGAAUGAAUAUU
This is a messenger RNA of Drosophila hydei, 1298 nucleotides long. Its product is annotated as mastermind-like protein 2. Lineage: Eukaryota; Metazoa; Arthropoda; Insecta; Diptera; Drosophilidae. The transcript has 3 exons. The record is from RefSeq and is a predicted model, not a curated record. Bases 1 to 1278 code for a protein of 425 amino acids.